Molecule: messenger RNA, 2417 nt
Organism: Synchiropus splendidus (mandarinfish)
Lineage: Eukaryota; Metazoa; Chordata; Actinopteri; Syngnathiformes; Callionymidae
Gene: srsf2a
Product: serine and arginine rich splicing factor 2a
Exons: 2
Coding region: 218-853 (211 amino acids)
Molecular function (GO): RNA binding
Source: RefSeq, a predicted model, not a curated record
CGCGGGCGAAAAGAAAGGAAGAAAGAAAGACUCGUUGCCGCCAUUUCACGUGCGAGUAUCAGUGUGGUAGUAGAGCAGCGUGGCGUCUGAAGAGAACCUGCCUGCUCUCGUCUGCGUUCGUGCGCCAAACUAAUUCCAGUGCUGCAGCCUGUCGCCUGUUCGCCGUGCGUGAAACGCUCUAAAUUUCCUUUUGGUGGUCGUUUUCGCGGCGGAAAACAUGAAUUACGGCAGGCCCCCGCCAGACGUCGAGGGAAUGACCUCGCUAAAGGUGGACAACCUCACUUACCGAACCUCCCCGGAGACCCUGCGUCGAGUUUUUGAGAAAUACGGCCGCGUAGGUGAUGUUUACAUCCCUCGCGAUAGGUACACAAAGGAGAGUCGCGGCUUCGCCUUUGUGCGGUUCCUCGACAAGCGCGACGCUGAAGACGCAAUGGAUGCCAUGGAUGGCGCCCUUCUAGACGGUCGGGAGCUUCGAGUCCAGAUGGCCCGCUACGGUCGACCGCCGGAUUCAAUGUACAGCCGCAGAGGAGCUGCGCCACGCAGAUAUGGAGGGCGGUCAGAUAGCCCACGCCGCCGCCGAAGAAGCCGUAGCCGCUCCAGGAGCAGGAGUGCAUCUCGGUCCCGGAGCCGCCACCGCUACAGUCGCUCCAGAUCUCGCUCUUACUCCCGAUCCAGGUCCAGAUCCAAGUCCAGAACGCCUAGGAGAAGCAAGACAAAGUCUCCCUCCAGAUCCCGGUCCCGCUCUAGGUCCAAGUCCAGAAGCAGGACCCCACCUUCCAACAGAGCCUCCCGGUCAAGAUCCAAGUCCAAGAGCAGGCCAAAAUCCCCGAUGGACAACGGAACCAAGUCUUGACUUAAUACCAUGGUAUAUAGGGGAUUGGGGGGCCCUUUUCUUUGCCAAAUAAGUUAUAUACACACACUUGUUAAAACAAAGCACAUUCUGCUGCCUUAAUGAUAAAUCUAAAGCGAUGAUUCAGCAGAAUUUGGGGAUCUGGUUAAGUGUUGUGUAUGGUUUAAAUUUGAUGUGAUGCACGCACGUACAGCUAAAUGUUGAUGUAGAAAUAUUUCUCAAAUAUAAAAGAAGUGGGUGGUUUGCUUCACGUUCACCUGAAUAUGGAAUUUUUUCCUCAAAGCUGCGGAGUCCUGUUUGCAAAGAGUGGAGGAGGAGAUGGGGUUGUGGCAGUAUGAGAGCAGUUAGUGUGUGACCCGCCCAUGUGACCUGCCUGUUGCUGAGCGUUGGCAGUUGCUAAGGAGCAGGUCGCCAUGGCGCUGGUUCGGGCUGUCAGUUGGUGUUUGAGGUGGUGUGGUGAGGUACGUUCACGGGGAUCACAGGCGUAGACACUGAGCUGUUCUCACCUGUGAUUUCCUCCGCGGACACCAAGGUUUGUUUUUCCACAUAUGUGCCCGAGUGUAAGAUUCUUAUUAGUGCUAGUGUGAGGAUGGUAUAUGAAUGACUCAUUAAAAGUAUACUGAUUUGUAAUGCCCAGAUUAGAGGAUUGAUUGUGUCUGCCUGCAACAUGUUUUUGAUAUUUAUUUAAUUCAUGUUAUCUUCUUCCUAGAUCUGAGAUGAUCAACGUUUGCUGAAAACAUCCAGAAGUCUCAUCGGAAAUCACCGCUAUUCUCCUGAAUCCAGAUUGAAAGGUUAUUGGAACUUGGUCAAAAUUUUUUAAAGUGUUUAACUUUUCCCAAAUAAAUUCUGUAACUUUGGUUUGUUGAGCAUGUUGAAAGGGAGUUGUCAGUUUGUUCAGCUGUUCUCCUCAAUAAAUCUUUUUUUUUUUUUUAAACAUAAGUUUUUAUUUAGUGAAAUCCCAGUUGAGACUGUUCAAGAGGAACUUUUAUUUUGAGUUGCUGUAGAAGGGUCUUUUUGGAUUUUCAGCUCGUUCACAGAUCAUUGUAUACGUCCUGUACAGUAACAUUCGAAAGUCAUUUUUGCUUGCCCUUUUCUGUCAACACUUUCUCUCAGUUGCCUUCUGAUUCUAACCCUCUUUCUUGUGUAUCUUUUGUGCACUAGGCGCAGUUGUGUAGCAGUUGAGUAAUGCUGGUUAGCUGUUAAGGUGCGGUGCAGUGCGGUGGUGACAUGGUGUGGCGUGUUGCGGUGCUGAGUACCCGGAGCCGAUCCGGGGCUCGACCCUCCACUGCUGUUUGCCGGUUUGUAAAAUCUCACACGUGUGGCAGAUCAUCCAUCUUCUGUCAUGUGACCCUCCUUCCUCUUGUUCUGUACAACUUCUCCUUCCUCUGUCUUCCCCUUUGGUUCAUCCACAGUUAUGACUGAUUUUGAUCCAGUGAAGGGUUAAAUUUCAAAGCUGUUCCAUCUGCUUUAACAAAUCAUUUUUUGUGUAUUGCAUUCCUCUGUGAUCCUCAAGAUGUCCUGUAUUUGCUUCAGCCGAAUGCUAAUAAAGUUUUGUGAUGAAUUUCAA